AAAAGGAAAAUGACCUUUAAAAAAUUAAAUUCACAUUAUUACAUAUGAAUACUACUUUCAGAGAAUUAUUUACUUUUGAUCAGAGAAAAAGAAGUGCUGAGUAGAGAGCAAAGCAGAAAAAGUAACAAAAAAAAAAAAAAAAAAAAAAACAAAUUGAAAGAGGAAAAAUGGAUUUCGCAGAACAAGAAGUUGAUUUGUUUGGGGACGAUGAAGAAUACGAAGAGGAUAAUCAAGAAAACAAUAAUAAUACUAAUAAUGGUGGCCGUAGAUCAUCACCAUCAUCAUCGUCGUCGUCAUCGUCUUCAUCAUCGUCAGGUUCAUCAUCUUCGUCAGCCGCAUCAUCUUCAUCAAAUAGUAGUGAUGAUGGUGGAGAUAGUAGCAGUGCCGAGGGUGAAGGUGGCAGCGCCAGCAGUGGUGGAGAAGAAGAGGAAGAAGAAGUAAAUAAUAAUAAGAAGAAUAAUAAUAGCAAUAAUUAUAAUGAAGUGGGUUAUAAUGAGUUUGACGACAGAGACCUUUUUGGUUCUGAUAAUGAAGAUUAUGUUAAAACUCCUGCCACCAGCCGUUUCUCUAUUCCUGUGUUGCCAGUCAUACGGAAUGUCCACAACCCAGGCAGAGGAAACUUUGGGCGUGGCCGUUGGCAAAAUGAUAGAGGAGCUGGCCUCCUUCCCCGACCUGGAUUUCCUCCACGACAGGGCUAUGGCUAUGGUUCAAAAUUUUCAAAUGGUCACCGUGAUGAACGAUUUGUUUCUGAACUGAAGUUCUUAAAAAGUGAAGAAACUUUGUCAAGAAAAGCAGUUGCAUUUCAGGCGCCAUGUGAACUUGGUUGCUAUAGUCGCGCAGAAGGUGGAGAAGUCUACUUUGAUGAUCGCACCUUGAGGCUUUUUAAGCGUUAUAUUUCAGAAGAUAUUGGAGCUGAUCUGAAUGAAGGCUUUGAUACGUUCACUGAGAAAAAAGAUUUGGGUUCUGAGGGUUUUGGAGACCUUCUUGGUUGCAUUAGAGACAAAAAUAUUCCACUCCAGAAUAUGCAUUUUGUGACUUUCCGUAAUAACCUCAAUAAGAUUUUGGUAACUGCUUAUAUUCGACAUGAGCCUUGGGAAAUGGGGGUGCAUAAGAGGAAUGGGGUUGUCUAUCUUGACGUACAUAAAUUACCUGAACGGCCAAAAAGUGAAUUGGAGCGUCGAAGAUGUUAUUGGGGAUACUGUUUUGAGAGCCUAGCCACUGAAGAUCCCAAACGAGCUGAUGGAGAAGGAAUACAUCAUGUUGAUGCCAAUGUUGAAUACUGUUCUGUGCUUAAAACCAAAUUAGGUGCUCAUCGCAUUCUCAUGGGUGCUGAAAUGGAUUGUUGUGAUUCAACUGAUGAUGGGAAGCGGUUUUAUGUGGAGUUAAAAACAAGUCGUGAGCUGGAUUAUCAUACUGAGGAAAGAUUUGAGAGAGAGAAAUUGCUCAAGUUCUGGAUUCAAUCAUUCUUGGCUGGGGUUCCUUAUAUUGUUAUUGGAUUUAGGGAUGAUGCAGGUCGACUUGUCCGCACAGAGAGACUUACAACUAAGGACAUAACAAACAGAGUAAAAGCAAAGAACUAUUGGCAGGGAGGUGUUUGCCUAGCCUUUGCUGAUGAGGUAUUAUGCUGGCUCUAUGGAACAGUCAAAGAAAAUGAAGACUACAUUUUGCAGUUUGCUCCACCUUUCACACGUUUAGAGCUGCUUCAAGCACAAUCUUGUCCAGAUGCAAUCACUAACCAUGUCAUGCAAUUGUAAAGCAUAUCGGGACAUCUUGUUUACCAGCGAUUCUAAAUUCGGGGAGGGUUAUGCUUCUUCCAAGAAAGUAUGGCGUCAGCCGAAUUGAACAUGAGCAGUGAAUCAACAGAAUAGGCUUCAUGCCAACUCAGAAGAGAAGAGGAUCGAACAUGAAGUGUUGAGCUCGCACUUAGAAACAAGUUCUUGAAGACAAUGUAACCAUGUCAUUGGCAUGACCACCUCAGUUGUGUAUUUGCUUAAUUAAAUCUUGUGCAUAUGGGGGCAAUUGAACUGAGCCAAUCCGAGUUGAGUUCUGGCUAGUUUGAGCUUACUUCUUUUAUUAUUAAACAUAAUGCAUUAAAUGUUUUAUGUCUCGUGAACCUAAACCAGUUUAAUGACUAUUAAAAAUUAAUUUAUUCAUCUA
Molecule: messenger RNA, 2157 nt
Organism: Ricinus communis (castor bean)
Lineage: Eukaryota; Viridiplantae; Streptophyta; Magnoliopsida; Malpighiales; Euphorbiaceae
Product: NAD-capped RNA hydrolase DXO1
Exons: 14
Coding region: 168-1754 (528 amino acids)
Biological process (GO): NAD-cap decapping; nuclear-transcribed mRNA catabolic process
Cellular component (GO): nucleus; cytosol
Molecular function (GO): mRNA 5'-diphosphatase activity
Source: RefSeq, a predicted model, not a curated record